Messenger RNA from Manihot esculenta (cassava), 1888 nucleotides. RefSeq names its product F-box/kelch-repeat protein At5g60570. Bases 275 to 1645 code for a protein of 456 amino acids. Gene Ontology annotation, cellular component: nucleus. The record is from RefSeq and is a predicted model, not a curated record. Gene Ontology annotation, molecular function: protein binding. The transcript is spliced from 2 exons. NCBI's taxonomy places the organism in Eukaryota, Viridiplantae, Streptophyta, Magnoliopsida, Malpighiales, Euphorbiaceae.
CAUUGUGUGCGAUGCCGAAAAUGCUCUACAAUUUUUAGAUAACACAAACCCCUCUCUCUCUCUCUCUCUUAGCAGAGAGAAACAUGCAAGAUAUGUAGAUACUGUUACAGUUUGAUAGAUUUGGAGAGAGUGAAAGAGAUGAUAGGGUUGAAGAAGCUUCCACCAAUUGAGAGAGAGAUAGUGAUCGGAUUGGUUAUGUGAAUUUUCUGGUAGAAUUCGAUACAAGAAUUACUGGAUUUGAGGCGUUGCGAUUCGAGAACGCACGCUGUUUACAAUGGUGUUCAGAGACACGAUUAAGGAACCCAAAGUGAAAGUGGAAGGGGCUGGUUGUGAUUUACCAUUGGCUGUUAGUUUGCAGAGUCGUGUUGCAUCUCAGCUCCCUGCCUACUUGGAGGAAGGCUUGGGAUUUUCCCAGAAAAAUUUGCACUCAUUGGCUUCCUUUCUCUUAUCAAGAAAGGUUAAUCCCAAAGAUGUUGAUAAAAUGUUGCUUGAAAGACAAAUGCUUGGUUUUGAUUUGGAGCGGAUAUUGUUAAAGAGAAUGAGAUCUUCAGUCUUGGGAAGAACUGGAGAGAAUCAUGAUGGUCAAGCGUCAGAUGAUAGUCUCUUGCCUGGUCUUCAUGAAGACACAGCAUUAGAUAUCUUGGCCUGGAGCUGCAGAUCAUAUUAUCCAAAUCUGGCUUGCGUGAAUAAAAAAUUCAAAGCACUUAUUGGGAGUGGAUAUUUAUAUAGAUUGAGACGGCAGCUUGGGGUCAUGGAACACUGGGUUUAUUUAGCCUGUAUUUUAAUGCCCUGGGAAGCCUUUGAUCCUGUGAGGCAAAGAUGGAUGCGAUUACCUAGGAUGCCAUGUGAUGAAUGUUUUACUUAUGCAGACAAGGAGUCUCUCGCAGUAGGAACUGAACUGCUUGUUUUUGGUCGCGAGCUGUCAGGAUUUGCUAUCUGGAUGUACAGCUUACUGUCUCAUGAAUGGUCUAGAUGUCCUCCUAUGAACUUACCUCGUUGUCUGUUUGGUUCAAGUAGCCUUGGAGAAAUUGCCAUUAUUGCUGGGGGAAGUGACAAGAAUGGACGCAUUCUGAGAUCUGCAGAGCUUUACAAUUCUGAACUAGGUGUAUGGCAGAAUUUGCCAGAUAUGAAUUUGCCACGUAAGUUAUGUUCAGGCUUAUUUAUGGAUGGGAAAUUUUAUGUCAUUGGGGGUAUGUCAAGCCAAACAGAAUGCUUGAGUUGUGGUGAGGAGUAUAACCUCGAGACAAGAAUAUGGAGGAGGAUAGAGAACAUGUACCCUGUUUCCAGUGUUGGUCAUCCUGCCAUGCGUUCUCCGCCUCUAGUCGCUGUUGUAAAUAAUCAACUGUACUCUGCUGAUCAAGCAACAAAUCAGGUCAAGAAAUAUGACAAGACUAAUAAUUCAUGGAGUGUUGUUAAGCAGUUGCCAGUGAGGGCCGACUCUUCUCAUGGUUGGGGAUUAGCAUUUAAAGCAUGUGGUAGCAGCUUAUUAGUGAUUGGAGGGCAUAGAGGUCCUGAAGGUGAAGUUAUUGUGCUGCAUUCUUGGGAUCCGCAGGAUAGAAGUAUGGCUGGGCCCGAGUGGAAUGUUCUUGCUGUCAAGGAGCGAGCAGGUGCUUUUGUAUACAACUGUGCAGUAAUGGGAUGCUAAUGCUUUGGUACAUGGUUGUUUUGGGUGCAAACUUUGACUUGUGUGUUUAAUCAAAUGCUUGAUUGGGGAAGAUGACACUUUUCUCGGUAUAAUUUUUGUUGAAAAGUUUACAAUGUUAACUUGUAAUUUUUUUUUCCUGUUCUUGAUGCUUAUUUAUUUCAUGGCAGUUAGAUGAUCAUAAUUGACUCAUUGACAUUGAGAAUUCAUAAUGAUUCAAUCUAAGCCCCAUUAUGUUCAUAACUA